UCAGUGUUGCUUUAUAUUUCUGUUUAAUCCUAAUUUAUUUAUUGUUUAUGCUUUGUUUUUCUAUAUUAUGGAAUUUCUCUCAUUUUUUUAAAUAAUAGAGCAUUCCUUUUUAUUUAAGCGCGCACUAACAUAAAUGAUCUUGUAUUUUGCAUGCUUUGUGCUUUUGUGUUUUUGCUUCUUGCGGUCCCAGUCAGACCAGUUUCUGUGGCAACAUGAUUUUGAAAAUAGCUCCCCUCUCUAACGGCCCACUGCUGUCGCAAGUUCUGCAGGCAGCAGCCCACUCUUGAUGCAUGACUCAUUCAUUGCUCAUUAUCAUCCCACUCUCAUUUCAUCGUAGAAAGGCUCCCCUGCUUGGAUAUCUGAUGGAGAUGGUUGUGUGGGGGCGGGGUGGUGGCUACUAUAAAGCUGGUGUAUCCAUGCAGUGAUUGGCUGGUGGAAUCCAUUUAAUCUGCUCUGACUACUACAGGGUCCGCCCCAGUACUCCUCCCCCUCGCUCUGCCCGCCCUGACAGCAUCCAUACACAACAGUGUGCUGUCUCUGUUCCAGGGAGAGUAUCAGCGCUGCACAGGGAGGAGAGGAUUAGUGAAACCACUCAGCUCAUCUGCAUACACGUUCCCAGAGAACCACAUGAGCACCCAGGGCUGCACCUCUUUUGUAUAAAACCUGGCACUCCUAUCACAGAGGCUCCACUUGAUCUACUGUCACUGCUGUGAGAGGAUUUAAUAAGGACCAGUUUUUUUUCUUUGUGGGCUCUUUUAAAUGAUUUUCAGACUUUUUUUUACAAUUUAAAUUCUGCAGUUUUUUUCUGCAAUGUUUUUAUUCAAUUGUGAAAAUGCAAGUAAUAUCUUUUGAUAUAAACUUGCUUUGAGCAUCAAAGAGUUCCCCCUUCAUUUUCUGGGACUUCUUCCACUGGGUUUGUUCCUUCAUCUGGUUUGGGAGACUGCAGUACCAGGAUGCCAUCUAGAGAGUCCUAUGACGUUCGCAAGGAAGAGAAGUCUCUGGUGCAAAAGGCCAAGAGAGAGGCCAAUCAGGAGGAUAUUCUGGCGGCAGCUCUGGGGAUGAGGAUGGGGCCACAGAAACCUCCAGCCACUUUCUGGCAGCCACUUAAACUGUUCGCCUAUUCACAGCUCACCUCACUGGUGCGCAGAGCUACACUGAAGGAGAGCGACCGGACACCCAAAUCUGAGAAAGUUCACAACUUCAAGGUCCAUACCUUUCGGGGACCACAUUGGUGUGAACACUGUGCUAGCUUCAUGUGGGGACUGAUGGCUCAGGGGGUCAAAUGUGCAGAUUGUGGUUUGAACGUCCACAAACAAUGCUCAUCUCUGGUACCCAAUGACUGCAAGCCAGACUUGAGACACAUUCGUAAAGUCUACAGCUGUGACCUCACGACCCUGGUGAACGCUUACAACACAACGAGGCCCAUGGUGGUGGACAUGUGCAUACGAGAGAUCGAGUCCAGAGGACUAAAGUCUGAGGGCCUCUACAGAGUAUCUGGAUUCAGUGACUCAGUGGAGGAAGUCAAAAUGGCGUUUGACAAAGAUGGCGAGAAGACAGACAUAUCAGGGAAGGCCUAUGAAGACAUCAAUAUUAUUACGGGUGCACUGAAACUGUACCUGAGGGAUUUGCCUGUUCCCGUCAUCUCGUACGAUGCUUACCCAAGGUUCAUCGAGGCUGCAAAGUUCACAGACCAGGAGAAGAAGCUGGAAGCUUUCCGUGAGGCUCUAGCUCUGCUGCCACCGUCGCACUGUGAAACUCUGAGGUACCUCAUGGCACACUUGAAAAGGGUGACACAGAAUGAGAAGUUCAACCUGAUGAACGCGGAGAACCUUGCCAUCGUUUUCGGCCCGACCCUCAUGCGCGCACCAGACGUGGAUGCCAUAACAGCACUCAAUGACAUCCGCUACCAGAGACAGGUGGUGGAGGUGCUCAUUAAAAAUGAAGAUGUGCUCUUCUAAACACACAUCGGGACAUUUAUAAAACAACCAUCUAAUCAUUCUUUUGUGUGAACACUUGAAUGACUGUUUGUAUUACAUUGAUUGAUACGUUUUUUGAAAUGCCCUGUGAAUGGAUUGAUGGACUGACCUAAUGCAUGUCCGCCCAGUCUUGGGUGUGGACGAUGAACUUUACUCUAUGUCUCCCCAUUUUUGUCGGGGGAUUUUCAAAAGCUGACAGACCAGCGUGCAUGAUGCGAGGUCUUUGUUGCUUUGUAGUCGUAACCCAGCAUGUGUUAAGAUCGUGUAGCGCUGUGAUUUUGCUUUUUGUCCGUUCUAUGGUAGUUUUAGUCCACAUUCCCACCUGCCUGCUGAGCAGUUUUUUUCCUUCUCUGAAGCAUUGUAUAGCUGGAUGUAAAAAAAAAUAUGCUACUGAUUUUUCUGGGGUAAUUUUUAUGAUGCUGUAUUUUUUUAUCUCCUCAACUGUUUUUAUGUAAUCUGGAGUAGUUGAAUGAGCCUUUCCUGUUAAUGUGUACACACUUGUGUGUUUGCCUGACCUUAAUGUUUCUAUUGUGUUAAACACUGCAUUAUUUGUGAAUUUUAAUUUUUUUAUUGUAAUGUUUUUGUACACAACUUGUGCAUGAUCAGUUUAAUUUAUUAAACCUUACUCUGAAAAAUUUAGUGCUUAAAGAGUCAUCUGAAAUGCAAUAAUAAAAAUUCACUUCAAACCUGCAUUAAUAUUUUUUAGCUACUUCUG
Scatophagus argus is the source of this 2691-nucleotide messenger RNA. It is a transcript of the gene chn1, whose product is annotated as chimerin 1. The transcript has 7 exons. NCBI's taxonomy places the organism in Eukaryota, Metazoa, Chordata, Actinopteri, Scatophagidae. The coding region runs from base 954 to 1958 and encodes 334 amino acids. Gene Ontology annotation, molecular function: GTPase activator activity. The record is from RefSeq and is a predicted model, not a curated record. Gene Ontology annotation, biological process: positive regulation of GTPase activity; signal transduction.